AUGCGGGGCUGUUAUCAGUGUUUCUGGGUCCUCGUUGUGGUGUAUAUUUCGUGCACAUUAAUAAACGUACUUUGUGAAGAGUCAGUAGGCGUUGAAAGACUGAGUGGUGUAAAGACAUCGACUGUUACUGUUUCAGACCUAACUAAUGAAUCUCUGCAGAAACUUACUGAGAAGUCGGAUGAACACUUGUUCUCUGCAGAAGUUCCUAAAAUGAUGAAGCUCAUAAUCAAUUCAGUAUAUUCAAAUAAAGAGAUAUUUCUGCGUGAGCUGGUUUCAAAUGCUGCUGAUGCCGUUGAAAAUAUCCGCUUCCAGUCCAUAACAAAUGCUGAUGUUCUGUCUUCUCUGUCUGACUUGUCGAUUAUGAUUAAAGCUAACCAACAUGAGAAAACCAUUUCAAUAAGAGACACCGGUAUCGGCAUGACCAGAGAAGAGUUGGUCAAGAACUUGGGUACAAUUGCUAAGUCUGGGACCUCUGAAUUAUUGUCAAAGCUUUCUGAAGGGAAUGGAUCAGCACCGACUGAUCUAAUUGGGCAGUUUGGGGUCGGAUUUUACUCGGCCUUUUUGGUCUCCGAUCGUGUAACGGUUAUCUCGAAACAUAAUGACGACGAUCAAUAUGUUUGGGAAUCAGACUCUACUUCCUUCAAAAUAGCGAAGGACCCUAGAGGGAACACACUUGGGCGUGGUACCGAGGUGAUUUUACACGUAAAGGAGGAGGCAAAGGAGUACCUUCAACAGGAUGUUUUGCGAAAGAUUCUUCAAAAGUACAGUCAGUUUGUUAUGUGUCCAAUCAAAUUGUGGGAAAGUCGGACGGAGAAUGUUGAGGAAGAUACAGAAGAUGAGAAGGUUGACUCGUCGGAUGAAAUCUCGGUAGUGGAAGAAGACAAACCCAAGUCAAAAAGGACCGUGGAAAAGACGGUAUGGGAUUGGGUUCAACUGAAUGAUUUGAAACCUAUUUGGACUAAAAAACCUUCGGAGGUAACGGAAGAAAGCUACAAGGAACUUUUUAAAGUGUUGUCUCAUUCGAACGAGAGUCCUUUGGCACAUAUCCAUUUUUCUGCUGAGGGCGAAGUGUCAUUCAACGCCAUUUUAUUUAUCAGUCCAGUGCCUCGACCCGACCUUUUCCAAUCAGACAAGUUAAUUACGGAUAAUAUAAAGUUAUACGUUCGGAAGGUGUUUAUCACAGAAAAUGUGGACGAGAUGCUCCCUCGUUAUUUAGGCUUUGUUUAUGGCAUUGUUGAUAGCGACAAUCUCCCGCUGAAUGUUUCCCGCGAAAUGCUCCAACAACACAAACUGUUGAAGUUGAUUAAGAAGAAGCUUGUUCGCAAAGUCAUUGAAAUGCUUCAAAAAAUGUCGGACGAGGACUAUGAGAAGUUUUGGAAAGCAUAUUCCGUUGCGAUUAAGUUGGGUGUCCUGCAAGACGCCCCCAACAAGGCCCGAUUGACAGAGCUUUUGCGAUUCUACACUUCGAAGUCAGAAGACAAAUUGACCUCAUUCAGCAAGUACAUUUCUAGAAUGAAGGAAGGUCAGGAGCACAUAUUUUAUGUUGCCGGACAAAACAUUGAUGAGGUGAAGACUUCUCUCUUCGUAGAACGUAUCAAGAGAUUGGGACUUGAGGUUAUUUACUUCACAGAGCCAAUGGAUGAGUAUGUAAUGCAGUCUCUGCACGAGGUAAUGGGCAAAAAGACUCAAAAUCUAGCCAAAGCAGGCCUUGACUUGAAACUUGAUAAGGAUAAACUCGAAGCUCAAGAAAAGCUAUUUAAGCCGUUGACAGACUGGCUGAAGGAUAAGGGCUUGCCUGGUAAAAUCAAGGAUGCUAAGAUUUCCCAGCGGCUUGAGAGCAGCCCGUGUGCGUUGGUGGCUGAUGAGUAUAUGGUGUCUGGCAACUUCCAAAAGGUGAUAUUGGCCCAGGCCUACGCCUCCUCUGAUUCGGCUACCAACUCUUACUAUCUCAAUCAGAAGCAUACACUAGAGAUCAAUCCGCGUCAUCCCCUUAUAAAGAAGCUGAAUGAAGUCAUCCAGAUUGAUCCCGAUGAUGAAGUUGCUAAGGAGAACACCCUCCUUCUAUUUGACACAGCUGUUCUCCGAUCUGGAUACAUUAUGCAAGACCUCAGCGGCUUCGCUGAACGCAUUGAGCGUGAAUUGCGCAAAAACUUGGAUGUGGAUCCGGAUGAACAAGUUGAACCUGAUGAAAGCAUUCCUUCGGAAUCAGAUGGUAACAAUGCAACUGAGAUGGAGUCGACGGAUGUAAAGGAGGAGUUGUAG
Hydatigera taeniaeformis is the source of this 2262-nucleotide messenger RNA. NCBI's taxonomy places the organism in Eukaryota, Metazoa, Platyhelminthes, Cestoda, Cyclophyllidea, Taeniidae. The record is from the annotation of a GenBank genome assembly.